This is a messenger RNA of Trichomycterus rosablanca, 3649 nucleotides long. RefSeq names its product transmembrane protein 125. The record is from RefSeq and is a predicted model, not a curated record. The coding region runs from base 1852 to 2526 and encodes 224 amino acids. NCBI's taxonomy places the organism in Eukaryota, Metazoa, Chordata, Actinopteri, Siluriformes, Trichomycteridae. The transcript has 4 exons.
GUGCUGAGAAUCAUCCACCGCCUAAAUAAUACCUGCUCUGUGGAGGUACUGACCAUUGAAGAACAGGGUGAAAGCAUGUUAAAAAUUAAAUCUUGAGUUUUGCAAUUUAAAUGUCUUUAAUGCCUGUAUAGUUUUAUAAGUAGCAUUAUUUUAGUGGUAAUAAUUGUCCAGUGAUUGAGUAGUAGCUGAUUCUGGGUGGUUCACUGUGGUACAAAAAAAUUCAUGACAAAGAAUUAAAGAAAGAAACACUUAAACAGUGAAAAAUAAAAUAGUUUGAUUUGAGUUAAAAAAGUAUCCAGACAAUAAUUUACUACUCUUCCAAUCCACUGUACAUGAGUAGAGAUAGACUUUAACUUCAUCUAUUAAUAUUUUUUUUUAAUUACACUGAUAUUGGCUGUAAAUCUAGAAAUGUCAAACAUAAAUCUUGCUAUGUUGUCGAGAUGACUACAUGCACAUCACUAGAUGUUCUAUGCAAAGACUACAUAAUCUAUGAACAAGUAAGCUAAGCUAAAUUUAAACAUUUUAAUGUGAUUUAUGGACUAUUACUGCAUCUUUUGAUUUUACAUAGAUGUAUAUUAAACCUUUUUUGUUUAAAAGUAAGAUAAUCUGUAGAUUAGCUUGAAAUAAUUACAUGCCCUUUAAUGGUAAUAUAAAUGAAUUGUAAUUAACUCAAUGUUCUUGCAAGGUCCCCACUAAUCACAUUGGCAUUUGUGUGUUUUAUGCUAAUAUUAUGUAAAUGAGGUCCCCAUUAGUCAUAUUUAUAAGAUUUUUCUAAGUCCCCACUAAACACGGUCCUGACAUGACUUCUUAAAUUCUGAUGUUUGAACGCGUGUAUGAGCUAAGAAAAAUCUGUUUAGUGUGCCUGAUUUUUUUCAGCCCUCUAGAGGCUGUAGAAAGGGUGGUCCCCGCAAGUGAUGUUCAUAACAUUGGUCCCCAUCUGACAUGAAAACGCGUAUGUGUGUGUGUGUGUGUGUGUGUGUGUGUGUGUGUGUGUGUGUGUGUGUGUGUGUGUGAGAGAGAGAGAGAGAGAGAGAGAGAGAGAGAGAGAGGCAGCGCGAGCGAGCGCGAGAGGGAUCAGUUUCUAUUGUUUCCGUGUAAACAAGAGGAUACUAGAAUUCAUUAUGGUCUAUUUUAUUCUAUUUUUUAUAUAAACGAUGGUGUGGAGAAGCGGAGCAGUUAAAGCCGUUCAGUCGGUCAAUAUGAAGCCGGUUUAAAGAGAGACAAACCGGGACAAUCCGGGACAGACAUGGAGGCAACCGGAUGAUCCCAGGUCUGCAGUCCAAAGAAACCUGAUGUUUAGCUGAGAACCUGGUAAUCCCAGAGUCGUCGAGAUACGAGAAGGUUCUGCAGUGGAAAGUCACCGGCUGCCACUGAGAACCGUUAACCUGAGAAAGAGAGAACGGUUGCAGGUGUCUAAUCUGUCCAAGUCUUGAUCACUGAGCCGGAGGUCAGAAUGAUGCCUAGAGUAAGACACAGAGAUACUCUUCAUGGUCUGCUUCCUGCAACCAGCCAGGGGGGAAACAAGGCAUCGGCUGUUGCGUGGUGACCAAAAACAAGAAAAGACUUGUGCUUUGUGAAUGCUUCCUAUUCAGCGACAUCUCCUGCAGCCCUACAGAGCCUGACACCAAAGCAUAAUGCUUCAAUACGGCUCAGACUCUGAACCCGGGCGGCUCCGAUACUCUGCACGGAUCUCUGAGGAGGGGUGGAGUCUUGUUUGUCUUUCUGAGUGAGUUUAACCAGCAGCCCAGGAAACCUGACGGGUAUUUAAACGUGGAACUUCCGGCAGCUGUGGCUCUCUGUCGGUCCUUGACGUCGGUGGCGUUCCAAUCCACUAAUUAAGGACGACGAAGGAUGUCAGAGCUAGAUGACUUCCCUCCCGGUCAUCACGGGGGCCCCCAGCACCCGGACCCAUCCCGAAUUCAGCAGGACCUGCUGGAGGAGCAGGUGGAGCUGUGGUGGUUCAGUGAGCCACGCAAGUCUCUGCUCUGCUACAGUGCGUCCGUUGCAUUGGUCGUGGGCUGCGGUGUGGGCGGCGUCGGUCUGCUGUCGAGCACCACCAGCCUUUCGAGCGAAUGGCGCCUGGGUGCAGGCACGGCGCUCUGCCUGCUGGCGCUGGCUGUGGUCCUCAAGCAGCUGCUCAGUUCCGCAGUCCAGGACAUGAACUGCGUGCGCAGCCGGAGGCGCAUCGACGCGCUGAAAAGUGGCGGCCUGUCCGACGUGCUCGUCAUGCUCCUCACCGGGAUUUCGCUGAUCAUAUGCGGAGCCGUGCUGCUCAACGUGGCGAUGGCGUACCACAUGCCCAAACCUGGCCAGGCUCUUAAUGACAUGUUUAUAUCCGGAGUGGUACUGCUGGCGGGUGGAGGGAUCACGGUGGUGGCCGUCGCUGUGUAUUCAGCCGUGGUGUUCCUUUUGAGAUGGACGAGGCCUGAGCAGAGCCUGAGGGACAGGGUGCUGGGUAUUUUCACCAUUUCUGGGCAGAUGCGUGGUCGGAGGGAGACGGCAUCAAGCCUGGCACAGCUCAUAUGAUUGUAAUAGUGCACAUCGCUGCUCUUUUGGAGGAAAAAAAGUAUAUGCUGCUUGAACAUAUUGUAGAAACCCUGGAGGAUCGUGUCUACAAAUGGAUCUUCAUUUUCUACAGAUCUGCAGACCUGCCGGAGGGGAUCGAUAAUGAAACACAGCCACUAGUGAACUAAACUUUGCACAUAUUGAUUGAUGAAUGUAUGAAACUGCGGCAAUGAUAGUACAAAACACAGUACACUGUAUUAUUAUUACAUUUCAUCAGCUUUCAUUUUGAUUUGUAGAAUGAUUUCACUGUGGUCUACCGACGUAGACAUGACCCAGUGUGUAGACCCUAGGUCUGAACUCUGAUUUGACUUAUAAUUCCUUCUCACGUCUUCAGGUGAACACAUAAAAGCUUCAGAAAAAGUCACUCACUAAGCAAAGGCAUCCAAAGUUGCUACCCAGUUCCUGAGUGAUUAGCGGAUUGGGUAGAUAAUUAAAUUUGCUGCUGUGAAAAGGCAGAAGCUAACAUUCAUGAUACAUUUAGAACGUGACAGUCUUGGGAUUCCAGUUAUUUCUGCAGUUGUUCAUUUUCUAUGACUGAAUGUUGCACAAAUUUCUUUUUAUAAGAUUAUUGUGGGGGUUCAAACAUUCUACUGGAUCAAGAUUAUACUUACAACAACAAGGUGUAAUUAAAACUUGUUUAAUUUCAUUUAAACAAUUUGGAAUGGGCUCCUGAUUUCUCAUGAUUAUGACCAACUUUAGCUCUCUGUGCCCAAAUACUGAGGGCUAGUUUGGCUGUACAAAAUAAAAAGUACAUGAGAAACAUACUUAGGUCUUCUUGGUUGAUAACUGUUAUGAUGCUGAGAAAAAAAUGUGUCUCAGUGGUCAUAUGUGGGACAGUGGUAGCGUAGUGGGUAGAGCUUUGGGCUAUCAUUCGAAAUGUUGAGUGUUUAAAUCCUGGCUCUGCCAUGCUGCCACUGUUGGGCCCUUGAUCAAGGACGUUAACCCUGUCUGCUCCAGGGGCGCUGUACAAUUAGUGACCCUGCGCUCUGACCCCAGCUUGUUUGGAAGCUUGAUAUGAGAAGAAAGAAUUUCGUUGUACUGUAAACUUGUAUAUGUAUACAUGACAAAUAAAUGCAUUCAUUUA